AUGCUACCCAGAUGGGAAUUGUUUCUCUACCUGCUUGUUUCUCUGGGUUUCCACUUUUAUUCUUUCUGUGAAGUCUACAAAGUUUCUAGAGCUCAUGAAAAGGAAUUGGACCAAGAGUUUGAGCUGCAGACAGAUACUUUAUUUGGAGGAUUAAAGAAGGACCCUACUGACUUUGAAUGGAGUUUCUGGAUAGAAUGGGGGAAGAAGGAGCUGGCCUGGCUUUUUCUUGGUCAUGUGGCCAUAUCUCAAGUUGCCAUGCUUCUCAUGGGAAAGUACAGACCCUGGUUUCUCAUGAUCUAUGGAAUGGGGGCCUGCUGGUACCUGCUGGGAGCUCAUGGACUGGCUAUGGUUUUCCUCCACACCAUCAUUUCCUUCUCUGUGGCCCAGUUUCGGUCCACACUCUUGUCUUGGCUGUGUUCCUUGUUGCUGCUUUCUACACUGCAGAUUCAAGCUCUAGAAGAUGUUAAGAGAGGAUGGUAUAAAACAGAGAAUGAGUAUUACUUAUUGCAGUUCACCCUGACGGUUCGAUGCCUCUACUAUACCAGCUUCAGCCUUGAGUUCUGCUGGCAAGGACGUCUCCCUGAGGGUUCCUCCUACUCCUUCUUCUGGUUAUUGGCCUAUGUCUUUUACUAUCCAGUCUUGCACAAUGGUCCCAUCAUCAGCUUUACUGAGUUCGUCAAGCAGAUGCAGAAUCAAGAAUCAUAUUCCCUAAAGGCCAAUCUUUCCAUUUUUGUCCUGGGAAUAGGUCGUCUUCUCUACUGGUGGUGGUUGGCUGAACUGAUGAUUCAUUUGAUGUACAUGCAUGCCCUGUAUAGUAAUACUUUCCUUCUGGAAGCGGUGUCUUCUUGGGCCUUAGGUGGACUAGCAUUAGCCCAAGUACUCUUUUUUUACGUGAAGUACUUGGUCCUUUUUGGUGUUCCUGCCCUGGCUAUGCAGCUGGAUGGAAUCCUACCUCCUGCCCUUCCCCGAUGUGUGAGCACAAUGUAUAGCUUCACUGGAAUGUGGAGGUAUUUUGAUGUUGGCCUUCAUAAAUUCCUAAUCCGGUACAUCUAUAUCCCGCUGGGAGGCUCCCACCAAGGAGGACUGGGAAUGCUGUUUUCUACAGCGAUGACUUUUGCAUUUGUGAGUUAUUGGCAUGGAGGGCAUGACUACCUGUGGUGCUGGGCAGUGCUGAACUGGUUAGGCGUGACAAUGGAGAAUGGGGUCCAAAGGGUUCUGUCAACCAGCUUCAUUCAUAACAGUUUGGUGCAGCAUCUCUCCCCACAAGUUUGCCGUCGACUGCAUGCCGCUUUGGCCGGUGCCUCCACCUCAAUGCUGAUUCUGUCCAACCUGGUGUUUCUUGGGGGAAAUGAUGUUGGGAGAAUCUACUGGAACAGAAUCUUCUUACAAGGUUGGCCGUGGGUGAUCCUCUCAGUUAUGGGAUUCCUGUAUUCCUAUUCCCAUGUGGGCAUUGCCUGGUCUCAGACUUACACCAUAGACUAAAGCUACCUACCUCCAAGACCUCCAUUUUAAAAAAGUUCACUUUGACCUCUGAGAAGAGGAUAGUUUGGAGUGGAAGAGAGUUCAGACAAUGGAACCAUUGGCCCCAGGAGUCUCUGCAUCAUGACUUCUGACCUGACAGACUAUUCACUGAGAGGAACCCAGGAGCCAUCUUCUACAUCAUCUGCACUACGUCUGUCCAAUAAACCUCCGCAGGAUCCCAACCUGGAGCUGAGAACUUGAAAUCACAUGGCAUAUUUAAAAACCAGAGGAAUGUUUAAUUGAAAGAAAUUUGGGAUAAGAUGAGAACUUUAGAGCCAGAGGUGCUGGAGCCAUCUUGUACUGAAUCUUGAGAGCCUGUGGUUUAAUUUUCUUUGUGAGCAUUCAUAUCCAGAAAUUAGCAAGCACUACAAAUCAAGGCUCAAUUUAUUGUUUUGUUGAUUAUCCAGACUCAAAUCAAGGAUGGAGAAAAUGUCAGUAAUGCACAUGAAAUUUAAGUGUAGCAUAGGUCCUUUUGCCCCCAAUAGUUACCAGCACACCAGUUUUAUAGCUCCUAUAUGGAAUCAUAAGUUUUGGAGCUUAAAGUGUCCUUGGAUAUCACUUAAUGAAUGAUCCCUCCUCCUCAUUUUGCAUAUGAGGAAUCUGAAAACUAGAGAAAUGAGGCAACUUUCCUAAGGUCACACUUGUAGUAAGUAGCAAACUAGAACCAAUUCCCUGGCCCCCAUUCUCCUGUCCUUUCUCCCAUCUCUGUACUUUGGCUCAUGGUUAUGUUCACACCUAUUUCUAUGUCCAAAUGUCCUCCCCUUUCCUAUCCCUCUGACCCCUACAGUCUCUCUCUUUCAGCCCCAACCCUCAUGUUUCCUUUUCUUAAUAGAAAACGUGAUGAAAAGUGAUCUCUGCCUCAAACAUCUCUAACUCUUUGUCUGAACUCAUGUCCCUUUUAUAAAUUACUUAUAUUUAUACAUUUCCUGUAAUUAAAAAUAGAAUCAGGAUCUCCUACCAAUCGAGAGGUUCUUUGGCUGCUUCUGCUUGUGAGUGACAUUAUGCCGAUCACAUCCUUCUCCAGAAUACUCCAGGCCCCCCUCGGUUAUGUUUAGUCAUUUGAAAGAGGUCAACCUAAAUGCCCCACUUUAUAGUAAGCAGUUGGUGGGACAACUAUUUGAGAUACAGUACCUAUAUCUUGGACUAGUGAUCCAGAUGGACAAUGAGUUGGGUCCAGAGUUGAAUAGUAUAGGGUGCCACAUUGCAUUAAGGAAAUUAC
Messenger RNA from Gracilinanus agilis (Agile Gracile Mouse Opossum), 2740 nucleotides. It is a transcript of the gene HHAT, whose product is annotated as hedgehog acyltransferase. Lineage: Eukaryota; Metazoa; Chordata; Mammalia; Didelphimorphia; Didelphidae. Gene Ontology annotation, molecular function: palmitoyltransferase activity. The coding region runs from base 1 to 1482 and encodes 493 amino acids. The transcript is spliced from 11 exons. Gene Ontology annotation, cellular component: endoplasmic reticulum. Gene Ontology annotation, biological process: protein palmitoylation. The record is from RefSeq and is a predicted model, not a curated record.